Messenger RNA from Balaenoptera ricei (Rice's whale), 1627 nucleotides. It is a transcript of the gene CCDC51, whose product is annotated as coiled-coil domain containing 51. NCBI's taxonomy places the organism in Eukaryota, Metazoa, Chordata, Mammalia, Artiodactyla, Balaenopteridae. Bases 177 to 1409 code for a protein of 410 amino acids. The record is from RefSeq and is a predicted model, not a curated record. The transcript is spliced from 5 exons.
GUUGCGCUCCCGCUGCCGGAAGCGGUCCGGAGGCGGGCACUGAAGGGUCAGGGAUCAACUGAGUGACGGGCGCACCUUUGGGGUUGCGGCUCCGGCGCAAAGCCCACCAGGCACUGAGGAUGCAGCAGUGAACAAAACAGUGCUGGCCCUGGCAGAGCUGCCGUUCUGAUCUCCCGAUGACAGGGUGCAGCCCUGUGUUGGCCAUGCGGCACGUCGUGGGUGUGUCUCCCGUACUGGUGCGGAGAGGCCUCCUUGGAAGGGACCUCAUUACGACCAGGACUCUCUGCAGCCCAGGCCCCAGCCAGCCCAGCGAGAAAAGACCUGAGGAGGUGGCCCUUGGGCUGUACCACCGCCUCACAGCGCUGGGAGGAGCCCUGGGGCACAGCAUUCAGCAACGAGCGUCCUCCAUGGCCAAGACUUGGUGGGACAGAUAUGAAGAGUUUGUUGGACUCAGUGAGGUUCGAGAGGCCCAGGGAAACGUGACUGAGGCAGAGAAAGUGUUCAUGGUGGCUCGAGGGCUUGUCCGGGAGGCUCGGGAGGACUUGGAAGGUCAGCAGGCCAAGCUGAAGGAGGUGAGGGACCGCUUGGACCGCAUCUCCAGAGACGAUAACCAGUACCUGGAACUGGCUACUCUGGAGCACAGGAUGUUGCAGGAGGAGAAGAGGCUUCGUAUGACCUAUCUGCGUGCCGAAGACUCCGAGCGAGAGAAGUUCUCCCUCUUCUCUGCAGCUGUGCGGGAAAGUCAUGAGAAGGAGCGCACUCGGGCUGAGAGGACCAAGAACUGGUCCCUCAUUGGGUCAGUCCUGGGGGCCUUGAUUGGUGUGGCUGGCUCCACCUACGUGAACCGUGUGCGGCUACAGGAGCUGAAGGUCUUGCUUCUGGAGGCUCAGAAGGGGCCUGUGAGCCUCCAGGAAGCCAUCCGAGAACAGGCGUCCAGCUACUCCCUCCAGCAGAGGGACCUCCAUGACCUCAUGGCAGACCUGAGGGGCCUGGUGCAAGCUGGGCCUGGGCAGAGCUCUUUGUCCCAGGCAGGUACUUCCCCCACCCGAGACAGAGACACAGAUGUCCUUUCAGCUGCCUUGAAAGAGCAGCUCAGCCAUUCCAGGCAGGUCCAUUCAUGUCUAGAGGGUUUACGAGAGCAGCUUGAUGGCCUGGAAGAGACUUUGAGCCAAGUGGCUGGGGUGCUUCAGCUUGCAAAGGCUGCAGCGCACCCAGGCCUGGUGGAGCCGGCAGAUGAGGCCCUGUCUGGGUCCUUGCUGGAACAGGGGAGCAUGAUCUUGGGGCUGUCGGACAUGGAGCAGAGGCUAGAAGCCCAGGUCAACAGGAACACCAUCUAUGGCACACUGGUCACCUGCGUGACAUUUGUGGCCAUCCUGCCUGUGCUGUAUAUGCUGUUCAGGGCCAGCUAGCCCCUGGACCCACCUCCAGAGGGAGGAGGUAUGGAUGUAGAUUUAAUUAGAGAAUGAAGCAAUGAAGUGAGCCUUCAGGGGUGCACUCAACCUCAGCCUGAGUCUGUGUGGCUCACCAGCAGACAUACUUUGCUUUUUAGGCAACACUCAUUUACAUUAACUAUUGAAAAUUUGUGCUAAUGUCCAAUUAAAAUGUCUUUAAUUUUGUCCUAUUUAAA